Molecule: messenger RNA, 2353 nt
Organism: Panicum hallii
Lineage: Eukaryota; Viridiplantae; Streptophyta; Magnoliopsida; Poales; Poaceae
Product: AP2-like ethylene-responsive transcription factor AIL1
Exons: 4
Coding region: 560-1489 (309 amino acids)
Biological process (GO): regulation of DNA-templated transcription
Molecular function (GO): DNA binding; DNA-binding transcription factor activity
Source: RefSeq, a predicted model, not a curated record
UUAUAAACGCGCCCUAAUUACCUAUCCCCUGACGUCCUCAGCAGCGGCGCCAGAGUGCUGCAGCCUGCCGGUGGGCUUAGCUAUCCCAGAUUAUGCUCCGCUCGCGGGCGAUUAGUUGAAUCCGCCGGAGCAAGAGGGAAAUUAUCCUGCGAUUUUCUCGUCCUCUCCCUGCCUCCCUCCCUCGAUUUGCCCGAGAAAUUUUUUUCGUUGUUUCCGGCAUCACUCUCCACUAAGCCGAGCCGCCCGCCCCUCCCCGCGCUGGUGCUCGUCGCUUCCUGCCCAAUCCGGCGUCAUUCGCCCGCACCCCUAUUAAUUCCCUGCCUCGAUAGUCGAUGGCCGAUUGCCUCGUGAAAUUUGCAGUUUCGUUGCCUCUCCGGUGUUAAGUACCCACGCCGCUAGGGUUCAAUCCCGGAGCACUCCCUGCCUCCCUCCCUCGACAGUCCGGAGGCUUGCCCGUCAAUCCCGGCGUGGCUGCGGGCGGCGGCUCGAAGGUGGUUUGUGAAUAGGGAGAUAGAUUGAUAGUUAGGGUUCUAGGAAUUGUUUCCGUCUCCCGUAUUAGAUGGAGGAAUCGGAGGAAGGGGUUAAUCUUGGGAAGCAAAUGGAAGAGGAGAAGGCGGCGGGGGAAUCGGGGGAUGAGGGUACGAUAGAGAGGAGCCACUCUAUCAAUCUGAAUACGGUGCCACCAGUUGCUGUGGAGGCGAGGAGCACUCAGGAGAAUGGUGAGACGCACGGCGCAGGGGUGUCAGGAACCAAGGAUUCAAGAACCAGGGAGCGAGAGCAAUCCGGUGAUGCUGAUCAGAAGAAGCUGCCCAAGUGUGAGCAAGUGGACUAUGAAAGUGAAGUUGAAGGCCGUGAGAACCCUGCCGAUAAGGCUGCCUUGGUUACUGUGGUGGGAAAUGAAGGGCAUGCUGAUUAUGGUGAUGAUGAUGAGAGAGCUCAGGUCCUCAGUAUUGUCAAGAAGGAUGAACCUGCAGAUGAAGUUGGUGGCUCUAUUAAUCCUGUCCCUGUGACAGAGGCAGGGUGUACAGAAGAGAAGGGCGCAAUAGUUGCUUCUGCUGGAAUUUCUGCAGUGCGACCUGCUGGUUCUCGAUCAUCAAGUUUCCAUGGUGUGACCAGGCAUAGAUGGAGUGGGAAAUAUGAAGCUCAUUUGUGGGACAGUUCCUGCAGAGUAGAAGGACGUAGAAGAAAAGGGAAACAAGAUGUGCCAAUUCCUUCUCCCACCAGUCCAUUACUUCCAACCCCUGAGCCGGCUUCAUGGCAGACUGUGUCCAAGCUUCCAUCCGUUCCCAAACUUGCUGAGCAAAAGUGCAGUGCAAGAUCAAAUGUGACGCUGACUCCUGUUCUUGAUUGCAAAGUGUGCAAAUUGGAUUGCAAGGCCAAUGCCUGGCCAGUAAAUUAUCCGCUGUCAAGAUCUUGCAUUGGACCAGAAGCGAACCAAAAAACUUAUGUUUCCCUUCAGCCUCUGCUUGCCAGAUAUUCUCCCCUCUAAAAGUGCUGUAAGAGAAGAGCACAAUUUGUGUAGCACUUUCCAGGCCACAUUUCACUUAGCACGAACUACACUCUUCCAUAGAAUACUUAUAAAUGUUAUGUUUCUUCAUUAUCGGGUCAACAUUGUAGUUAUUUUUUGGGGUAUCGUAUAACUCUAUCAUCUGUCCAAUUUCCCCACUUGCACAUUAAGAUUUUUCUGUGCCUUAUUCUGAUUCGCUCACUUACUAUUGUUGGCAUUGCACACUUGGGCUGCAAUAAUUGGACCACUAGUAUCCAGCAAAAAUAGCUCAGCACACAUUUAGUUGUGGUGAAUAGUUUGCUAUGCACCUAGUUGAAUCUCACAUUUUGUCGCCUUUUGGAUAUCUCUGGGUCUCUGUUUUCUAAGUUCUAACUACAUACUCUUAAUAGAUCUCGUUCUUUUUUUGAAGUAAACAAUCAGUCAUAACUGCAAAUGUAGCUGCAUCCUUCAUUAAAAUUUGUUCUUGCAUGAGCAUGAACAAUCGAAUUCUUACGUUUAUAUGGUAUGAGGAAAAAGCAUUACACAAAGUACUGUUUAUUCUUUUUCAACAUAUAAUUCUAUAUUCUGACCUUCUCUAGCUCUAGGGCAUAGGAAGAGUUUUUCUCCAUGUACUAAAUAAAUUUUUUAAGGACCUCGUUCCCAAAGUUAAAUGAUCAUGAGAAUUUCAUAGUUAAUUCCUUCUGGCUUAACCUACCUCGUAGCAACCCGUUUCUAUCUAUGGUAUAUACAGCUUUUCUGGACCUUAUAUAGCUUUUCUAUUAUUUCCUUUAUAUAGAAAUUAUAUUUAGUUUUUUUGUGGCAUGUUACUAACGAUUUCUUUCUUGCGAUGGUGUUCUCAUGUGACGG